AUAAAGAUAGUGCUUGCACGAGCCGAUUCCUGGGGGAUCUCCGCCACUUUUCGUCUCCAUCAUCGCGAGCAGGUCGCCGCACGAGGACAAGAACAUGCGCUCCGUCCUGAUUUUACUACGAUAUCUUUUUCUUGUAUCCAUUGCUGUUGGUGAGCCGAUUAGGCUUAAGAAAGAAGCGCCACUUUCUUCGUACGAAUCGCCUCCCUCAUCCUAUGGAGCACCAGAUAGUGGGUUAAGUAAUUCAUAUGGGGCGCCACAAGUACCAUCAUCUAAUUACGGUGUUCCUGACCAUGGUAGUUCUGGCGGAUUCAGUAGUAGUCAGUCAUUUACUAGCAAUAAUGCCAUAGGGCACGCCUCUGAUUCUUAUGGUGCACCGGUUCCAUCCGAUUCUUACGGAGCACCCGUACCAUCAAACUCUUAUGGAUCAGCAGCUCCGGCCAACACUUACGGAGCACCAGCGCCAUCCAAUUCAUAUGGAGGACCAACGCCAUCCAACUCUUACGGAGCACCAGCACCAUCCAAUUCAUAUGGAGGACCAGCGCCAUCCGACUCUUAUGGAGCACCAGCACCAUCCAAUUCAUAUGGAGGACCAGCGCCAUCCGACUCUUAUGGAGCACCAGCACCAUCCAAUUCAUAUGGAGGACCAGCGCCAUCCGACUCUUAUGGAGCACCAGCACCAUCCAAUUCAUAUGGAGGACCAGCGCCAUCCGACUCUUAUGGAGCACCAGCACCAUCCAAUUCAUAUGGAGCACCAGCACCAUCCAACUCUUACGGUGCACCAGAGUCUCUACCUCAAAGUCCUUCUCCUCAAUACGGCCCCCCAGCUCCUCAGUAUGGUGUUCCUACUCAGCAAAAAGCUGCAGGUUCGUGGAAGAAGAAAUUAACGUGGAAAGCUGAAUGGCAAAAGGUUUGGAAGACUGAAUCAAAGAUGACUUGGAAACAAGAAUGGAAAAAAAUUGAAGUUCCUUCAUGGAAAGAGGUUCAAGUACCAGUGUGGAAAGAUAUACAAGUGCCUGUUUGGAAAAAGGUUCAAAAGCCAACGUGGAAGGAAAUACAAAUACCAGUUUGGAAGGAAGUUCAGGUUCCAAGUUGGAAAAAAGUAUGGAAACCCGUAUGGAAAGAAGUCCAAACUCCUAUUUGGAAAGAUGUGCAGGUAGCGGAUUGGAAAAAGGUUUGGGUGCCCGAAUGGUUGAAAAUAGGUAUCCCCGGUGAACGUAAUCUUGGUAGUGACAGUCAUGGUUGGCAAUACACUAGUCACGAUCUUUGGAAAAAGAAGUUAAUUUGGAAGCCAAUUUGGAAAAAGGUUUGGCGAACACAGAAGAAGCAAAGUUGGUCUACGAAUAAAAAGCUUGAAUGGGUUGCCGAAUGGAAGCAAGCGUGGAAAACGGAGAAAAAGCAAGAAUGGCAUACGGAAAAGAAACUUGUUUGGCAUGAAGAGUCCGUUCAGAGUUGGAACAAUCAAAAAAAGCAAGUAUGGAUAACAGAUAAGAAGCAGGUGUGGAAGAGCGAAUGGAAAUCUCGAUGGGUUCCAGUGUGGAAAGAUAUUCAGGUUCCUUCUUGGAAACAAAUAUGGAAACCCGUGUGGGAGAACGUUUGGGUUCAGGAUGAACAAAAUAAUCAUGACGAAGGGUAUAAGUAUUGAGUGGGAAGAGAUUUAUAAUUUGUUACUGAUUUUCUGACAUAUUUUAUAUAUUUGUAAUAAAUGAAUAAUCGACCGGCACUUUGAUAUGGCAAUUUUGAUAAAAUGCUUAAAAUUUUCUUCAUUCUCUCGUAGGUAACAAACUAUAUUGUACAAAACUUAAAAUAACGUUACCAUUACAUCCUGCAAGUAUUAAUAUUAAUUUUUAUUUAAACUUUAAAAAAUUAAUAUUGAUAGUAUCUUACGAUAUUCUAACUAUAACACAAUGUUUGCAUCGGAAUCAUUAUACACUCGGCA
Ceratosolen solmsi marchali is the source of this 1936-nucleotide messenger RNA. RefSeq names its product YLP motif-containing protein 1. NCBI's taxonomy places the organism in Eukaryota, Metazoa, Arthropoda, Insecta, Hymenoptera, Agaonidae. The coding region runs from base 95 to 1642 and encodes 515 amino acids. The transcript has 4 exons. The record is from RefSeq and is a predicted model, not a curated record.